Messenger RNA from Chara braunii, 1762 nucleotides. Lineage: Eukaryota; Viridiplantae; Streptophyta; Charophyceae; Charales; Characeae. The record is from the annotation of a GenBank genome assembly.
GAGGCCGCACAUUGGGUGGAAGUGACAUCUACAGACGGCGCCCCGGAGACUGAGAAAGGGCUGUCAGCCCUUGCGCAGGUCUCCCACGACCUCGUGGCCACCUACGCUCUGCAGCAGGAGGAAAUCCUUCACCUGCAGCAGACAGUGGACCAGAUGUUCGCACGGCUGCAGGCGUUGGAGAAACAGCCAGGUGCUGUAGCAGCCGCAGGGCCUUCCACCCUUACCACCAGUGUGCAAGUUUUGGAGGAUGACGUCAGCAAUAUCAAGCGUGUGCAUCAGGACUUCCGGACGUCGCAGCAAGCAACGAAAUUGCAGUUGGAGACGCAGGUCCAGGCUGCUGCCACCGUGACGCCCGCCGCCACACCACCCAAGCUGGAUGACAUUCCCGUUUUCUGCGAUCAGUCCAAGACGGAACUGAUCCCGUGGUGGCGCCAGUUUACUCUCAGGCUCGACAUGCACCAUGUCCCGAACAACGAUCGACAUCCGUGCUUGYACCACCGAUCUGGUGGUGCGUGUCAAGCAUGGUUGGACAACAUCUUGACCAGCCACGGCGUAGCAGUGUCGGAACUGCGCACCAAGCUCACUUGGCAGGAGUUGACCGACGCCUGGCACAAGCGAUUCCAAGUGGAGCCSCCCGACCUGCAAGCGAUGGACAAGCUCAACAAGCUCCAUCAGAACACGCUGCUCAGUCAGGACUGGAUUACCGAGUUCCAAAGACUCGCCUCCACACCUGACCUACCGCUUGCUUUCCGCGCCAUUAAGCACUUGUUUAUCAUGCGCUCGUGUCCAGCUCUGCAAAAUGCGCUGACGCAGAUUGCAGAGACACUCGACACAUCCGACAAGCUUUUCAGCACCUCGUCACGGAUCAUUCUCACGAAUAUCGAAGCCCGCAACGCCGGCCGAUCUUCCGCGACGACGAGCGGCACCCAGGCCAAGUGGCUUGCAUUACUUCUACCGAGGCUGCAACACCAAACGAGGGUGAAGUGUUCGCAGCUGCCUGGGAUGGUGGCCGGCCGCGCAACAAUCACGGUCGUGACAAGACGAAGACUCAGUCCACCUCUGCACCGGAUCAGCCGCCGACGAACCUUGGGCACAAUACGGACUCUCGGCAAAUUCUUAUCGCACGAGACUCAAGUACCGUUACUGCCUUUGGUGCAACAGCACCAUCCACGAUGCUGCACAUUGCCCCACCAAGGGGAAACCCCGUCAGGGAAAGUAGGCGCCGCCGAGGGUGACUCGACACCUCCCUCGACGCCAUCGGAAGCGGUUGUGCGCACGACCGCCCUUUGUUCCGAGGCAUAUGCGGAUGUCGGGAGUCUUCCACUUUCGUUCGAAGACUUCGCUGCCCGGCUCGUUCUUUCACUGGAUGCUUCUCAAGGACAAGAUACAUGUGCGGUUUUCUCACCGUCCGAAGGUUCUUCCGCCAGUUCGUCUUCAUCAAGGGAUUCGGCAAGCAUGUUCAACGAGGAGGCUUUGGACCCGCUCACACCCGAGGACUUCGCUUGGAUUCCUCUCCCUACAACGGGCAACCUUCCGGGACCGCAAAGUGCACCCCUAUGCGCCCUCUUACACAAGUAUCUUUCCUUUCAUGCACCACCAACUUCACCGACGGUAAACGAAGUCGCGGUGGGGGACAUGCUUGGCUACGUUGCCAAGGUGGCCCGCGAGUUUGUCUCGCAAAGUUACGAAGAAAACAAUGCACCAUUGCUCUACGUUCGCAUUCAGAUUGGGUAAGCGGCCUGCAAUGCUUUGCUAGAUUGCG